Messenger RNA from Rotaria socialis, 2028 nucleotides. NCBI's taxonomy places the organism in Eukaryota, Metazoa, Rotifera, Eurotatoria, Philodinida, Philodinidae. The record is from the annotation of a GenBank genome assembly.
AUGGCUUCAUUUGUGAUCACUGCCAUAAUAACCAUCUUGGUCGUAGUCAUAACUUUUUUAUUAAAUUCAUAUGUCAAACUUUUUAAAAUAAUUUUUAAAAAACCUGCCAAGCGGAAAGGCGCUGUUGAAGUUGAUACAACAGAACAUAUUUAUGCUCAUCCAGACUGUACUGAUAACUUAAAAGAUUACAACUCAAUUGGUGUCCAAACAUUAUACGAUGUUCUUCUACAUGGCUUAGAUGCUGGAAAAGAUCGGCCACUAUUUUCAUUUAGAAAAUCAUCGGAAGAACCAUUUAGUUCGUAUACAUACAAAGAAGUGUUCCAAAUAAUGAAAGAAACUGGUAGUGGCAUAUCUAGUCUUGGUCUUAAAGCAUCCAAUGACACUUAUAUUGGUAUAUAUGGUUCGGCAUCUGUUAGUUAUGCCUUAGCUCUAUAUUCUUGUUGGCCAUUUUCCAUGGUUCCAAUUGGCAUAUAUGAUUCACUUGGUCAAGACGGUGUUCGAUAUAUCAUAAAACAUGCCGAAGUUAAAUUAAUAUUUGCUGACGACAUCACGCGUGUAAAAAAUUUAGUUGAAUGGAAAGAUGACACUUUAGCAUUAAAAAUAAUAAUUACGUUUGUUGAACCAACACCAGAUUUAUUGAAAGCAGCUGCAGACAAAAAUCUUGAACUUAUAACAUAUGAUAGUUUAAGAGAAAUGGGUCGAAAUAAUUUAGUUGAUUUUGCACCACCAAAAAUCCAUGAUAUUGCUUUAAUUAUGUAUACAAGUGGAAGCACAGGAGAACCCAAAGGUUGUAUUAUUACACAUGAAAAUUUUAUUACUGCUAUGUUUGGUUGUGGUACAGCUAUUGAUUUGGACUCAUUAGCAGUGAAUGAAGUACCUCGCGCAAUGAAUUUCUUACCAAUGGCACAUAUGUUUGGCUGUGGAACAGUUCUUGCAAUCACUUAUUUAGGUGGAGAAGUUGGAUUUUGGCAAGGCAAAGUUGAUAAAUUACUAGAUGAUUUUCGUGAUUUUCGGCCGACCUUACUUUCAAUAGUGCCACGUUUACUUAAUAGAUUAUAUGAUAAAGUACGAUCUGAAAUUCUUAAGAAAGGUGUACCCGGUCGAAUUUUAUUUCGAUUGGCUAUUCAUGGAAAAUUAGCAUUAAUAAGACGUGGAGAUUUUUCACAAGAUACAAUAUGGGACAAACUUCUAUUUGAAAAAGUUCGGCAACAAUUUGGCGGUCAAGUUCGACGCGUUGUAUCGUCAAGUGCACCACUUUCAGCUGAAGUUUGUCAAUUUGCUCGUGCAGCAUUCUCUUGUUUUCUUAUUGAAGCAUACGGACAAACAGAAUGCGUUAUCGGUUGUUGGCAAACAUUACACGAUAUGAAGUCAGGUGAAACAGGCAUUCCAACGGUGUUCAAUCAUGUUAAAUUAGUUGAUGUGCCAGAAAAAGAUUAUUAUGCUAAAGAUGGUGUUGGAGAAAUAUGUAUAAGAAGUCGAGCUGUGUUUAGUGGCUAUUUAAAAGAUGCAGAUAAAACACGUGAAGUUAUUGAUGAGAAAGGUUGGCUACAUACAGGUGAUAUUGGACGAUGGACUCCAUGGAAGACGUUGAAAAUUGUUGAUCGAAAAAAAAACAUGUAUAAGUUGAGUCAAGGUGAAUAUGUUGCGCCCGAAAAAAUUGAAGACGCAUAUUCCCGCAGUCAAUUCGUAUCUCAGGUAUUUGUUUAUGGUGAUUCAUAUAAAAAUUUUCCUGUUGCUAUUGUCGUCUUAAAUGAUGAUUUCAUUAAAAGAUGGAUAACAAAAGAUGAAAAGAAUGCUCAAUUUAACACUGAAGCAAAAUUAAAAGAACAUGUACUUAAUGAUAUGUUACGCGAAGGAAAAAAACGUGGUUUAAUGUCGUUUGAACAAGUUAAAGCUAUUGAAUUGAUAAAAGAACCAUUUACAAUUGAAAAUGGACUUUUAACGCCUACAUUUAAAUCAAGACGUUUUGCCGUCGAAAAAAAAUACAAAGACUUCUUCAUUAAAUUGUAUCAACAAAUUGAUACAUAA